Messenger RNA from Cylas formicarius (sweet potato weevil), 1361 nucleotides. RefSeq lists its product as uncharacterized. The coding region runs from base 430 to 1032 and encodes 200 amino acids. The transcript is spliced from 4 exons. NCBI's taxonomy places the organism in Eukaryota, Metazoa, Arthropoda, Insecta, Coleoptera, Brentidae. The record is from RefSeq and is a predicted model, not a curated record.
CUGUAUAUUGGAUCAGGAUUGUUUUCUUGUCAUAUUUCACGUAAACUUUGAUAUUUUUAGAUAUAAUACAAACUAGAAUUAGAGGCGCCAUCGGGUCGCAAAAGUGGCUAACUUUUGUUUCAGUGGCUCAAUUGGAACCUUAUAGAAAUCUAUUUUUAUGGUGGUUCAGGAUCGUAUGGUAUAUCUAGUAUUUUAGUUCAACUAUUUGGCCGUUUUUGGCGCUGCAGACAAUUUCAAAAUUAUACACGUUUCUCUGUGUAUAUCUUACCAUUAGUCCAAUCCUGAUCCACACUACAUGGCAACACUGUUAGUUAUUUUUUUGAGGCAGUGAGAUCGCAAACUAAGUUUUAUAGAGUUGGAAUUUUGUAUACCGUGGUUCAGGUUUGUCAUCGUUCUUGCGUCGGCCUCGCGUCGGUCGUCGGUUUGAAAAUGAAUAAUAGCGGCCGUUGCAAAUUAAUGGUUGAUUUGUGUUUAGCGAAAGAAAAGAAAACGACAGAAGUUAGUGAUAAUUGUUCGAAUAUUUCCGAAAAUUAUUUGUCACCACCUCCAUCAGAAAUAAAUAAAUUAAAUAAAGAUUCGCCUUUAAAUGUGAAAUCUCAUUCUUCAAAUUCAAAUAUUUGUUUUCAAAAUGAUGAAAAUGCAAAAGAAGAGGAUGGAAGGUCUGUAAUUGAUCAAGUUGUGGCUGAUGUGUAUUUAAUGAAUAGGAAUAAUCAGAAAAUAAGAAGCUCUGAUACUGCAUGCUGUAAUACUCAGAAAAAUAAUUUAUCACCUGCGAAAAUACAGAUCAUUGAAGAUUGGCUUUUGGGUGUAAAGCCUAAAUGUAUAUAUUCAAAACUUUCUUCUCAAAAUGAUCAGUCAAUGAUGAUCAGAAAACAUAACGGUGAUGUCAGAUCUACAGAUGAUCAAACUAAAGGAUUACCAGAUGAACGAGAGUCCUGUGUGAAUAGUGCUGAUAUUGAAAAUGACGACGAUUCUGUAGAAGAUCCUGAUUAUAUUCCAGAUGACUACCCAGCUAAAAAAAAAAGUUUUUAAAUUUAAAAAAGCUACCAAGAAACCUCUUAGCCACUGAUUGUCAACCACGGAUACUUGGAGAAUUGCAAGAUGAAAGGAGAAGUGAUAAUGUAGCUCAACAAAUUUCAGAUCUUGCUCUAGAAAAUGAGGUAACCUACUAUUUGUACGUAAUGUAGGAGAAAAAUAAUUUUGUUACUAAAAUGUUUGUUAAUUAAACAAUUUCGUCGGAAAAGAAAAAAUUUCAGUUACAACCGUCCUAUAAUACAAAAAGUAAUAAAUAUUGCUUCAUCCCUUAUUUAGGAAUACAAGUUAAAGAAAGCAGAUAGUUUAACUAUGUUAUUGUCAUAGUU